Messenger RNA from Talaromyces marneffei, 447 nucleotides. RefSeq lists its product as uncharacterized. The transcript is spliced from 2 exons. Bases 1 to 447 code for a protein of 148 amino acids. NCBI's taxonomy places the organism in Eukaryota, Fungi, Ascomycota, Eurotiomycetes, Eurotiales, Trichocomaceae. The record is from RefSeq and is a predicted model, not a curated record.
AUGGAUUUCUCCCCAAUUCUCUUCACUGCUCUAACGCUCCUCAGCUCCUGCACCUUAACAGCUUUGGCUACCCCCGCAGAAGGCCUUUCUACUAGCCCUAUCGAAGACGGACCAUUGCCAAAUAUCGUAUUGUUUGCAAUGGCGGAAAUCAAAGACGAUGCGAACCCGGUGGAUCAGCACAAUGCCACUGCGACUCCAUCGGCACUUUCCUCUGCAGUGACAAGGGGUGCCGGAAGUUGUGUGGAUGUCAACAAACUUAAUCACACACAAAAGUCCCACGACACUGAUAAACCCCUUCAGCGCUCCACAGUCCACGACGACACAGACAUUGGCAUAAUCUGGCACAAUCUCCACGCGGACUCUGAUUUCACCGUCUUCCGUAAGAAGUCAGAUGGAUUUUGCGCGCGUGGUGGAUGCAGGUGUCUUAGAAGAGGUUGUCAGCGUUAA